AUGAAGAGAAAUGGCAAAGGAAAUGGUGAAAAGGCAAAUGGCGGAGGAAAUAGUGAAAAUGUGAAGAGAGAAGGAAUAGAUGUAAAGAUAAGGAGAAAGAUGGAGAGAGAUAUGGUAAAAAACAUGAAGAGAAAGAUGACUACAAACAUAAAGAGGAAGAUUGUGAAGAAUACGACCAUGAACAUGGUGAAGAGGAAGAUGGCGAAUAAAAUGGUGAUAAACAUGAAGAGAAAGAUGGGAGUGAAAAAAUGGAUAAAACUGGGAAGGAGAAGAUGGAGAGUAACGGAUGAAACUGUUGAGAAGAUAGCGAAAAAGAUAAAGAGGAACAUGGCCAUAGAUAUGGUGAAAAUCGGGAAGAAAAGAUAA
This is a messenger RNA of Paraglomus brasilianum, 366 nucleotides long. NCBI's taxonomy places the organism in Eukaryota, Fungi, Glomeromycota, Glomeromycetes, Paraglomerales, Paraglomeraceae. The record is from the annotation of a GenBank genome assembly.